GUGCAUCAUGGGAUAAAAUCCGGAUGCACGGAAAUGGAAUAUUCAGAUUUUAGUAUGAAUUGUUAUUUUCCGGUUUUGAAGCGCGCCUUUUUUGAUAGAUCUGAGAAAGAACGAAAACUAAAAUAUGCAGAUUCUUUAAGAAAAAGAAAUGGAUAGUAUCAUAGAUGAGGCCGAGGACGGCAAUGUGAAAGGCGUUGCAGAGAUUUUAUGUAAAGUACCAGAAAAAGAGAUCAUUGACACCAUAGCAAAAAGACUAUGUAGAGAAAAAGGUGAUCCAGUUUCUCUCCUUAGAACUGUUUUACAAGCUUCAGCAAGUGACCCGGGAAGCAGGAAGAUAGGUGUUGAACUCUAUAAAAGAUGUAUUCAGAUUCUGGAAAAGAAUGAGCUGUCAAGUAAACUGGCAUCAAAUCUGACAGGGAUGCUGUUGAUAGAGGCUGACACAUUAAACAACAGUGCUCUGGCAGAAAUCUCCUCCCUGUUCAUAGAUAUGGUUAAAGGUGGCUCCGUCCAGUGUGGAAAAGGCCUGGCACUACUACCUAAGAUCCUGUCAGCCUUGUCUGUAGAGGAGACUGUUUCUUUUGGAGAGAGCUGUUUGAGUGGAGAGAAAUACAAAAACCAUGUCAUCAACAGCCUCUGUUCCUGCAAAUGGAACACAAAGAGUGUCCUACAUUUAGCGGCCAUGUUUAAGGACAUCACCCUGACCAGCGAGGAAGUCAAGUUCGUCCUGGAGAAAAUCCUCAGAAUGAUAAAGGAGUUAGAACUGGCAGAUUUACCUGCCCUUGUUUAUCAACUCUUACUACUCUCUAACAAAGGCCACAAGAGACUGGUGAUUGAUGGUGUAACAAAAUACUUCAUAGAACAAGAUGCAACGCAUAAAGACCAUGAUCCUAAUGAAUUCAGUGAAGAUCUGUUAGAGGGAGAUAACUUCAGUGUGGAGACGCUGAGACAGACAGAGGGGACUAUUAUACUCCAUAUUAACUUCGCUAUCAGUAUGGACCAGGAACUGGGGAGGGAAUUCAUCAAGUUUCUCAAGAAUAACCAGUCUGACACUUCCCGAGUUCUGGCCCCAUUUGUUCUGGCUCUGUCUCUCUCACUGUCCAGGAUUCACAGAUUUGAAGGCCAGACAUUUGAUUUACUUAAAGCUACAAUUAUCAAGAGUUUUAAAGACAGUGAGAAACAGAAGCAGUCCAGCUGGGUACGAGAGAUUGUCCCUGAUACAUGUCACGUACAGGAGUAUGUUCUGUCUACAAUACAAAACAGCAAGCAUGGUUGGGACCAUGUGAUUCAGGGUUUGGUUCAGCUGGGGUUUGGGUUAAUGGAUGCCUAUGGUCCUAAGGGAGCCUUUGGUCGUGUAGAGCCGGGGAGUAUACAGACCGGCCCUUCCCACUCUGCUUGUCAGCUGGGGAAUAAGAUCCUACUCAACACAUUCAAAGCUCAUGACAUGGUCAGAGGUGAAAUUCUGGAGCAGAUUUUCAACAGGGUUGUUACCAAGGCCACAUCACCCGUCAGCCAUUACUUAGACCUGCUGUCCAGUACAGUGAUGUCAGCCCCCCAGAGGCUCCUUGAGUCCUCCUGUAAGGUCCGUGAGACGUUUGACUACCUGGCCUUCCUCACCCCCACCGCCGCCGAGGGACUACUGAAAGCCAUCCACCCCCUACUGAAGCUCAGUAUGUCACUCAGAGACUCGCUCAUUCUCGUCCUCAGGAAAGCCAUGUUCUCAAGGCAGUUAGACUCUAGAAAGAUAGGAGUGUUUGGAUUCUUGAUGUUCCUGAAAAAUUUCCGUAUUCUUGGUGGAAUGCCUUCCAGUCAGGCUAGUCAGCAAUUCUCCUCAAGUCAGGUACAAGCUGACAUCCAUGCUCGGUACAAUCCGGCCAGUAAUGAGGCGCUGUGUCUAGAAAUCAUGGGAAAUCUCCGUCGAGUUCUCACUCAACAAGCUGAUGUUAGACUCAUGUUCUACCAGGGAAUCUAUGAAGCUUUGUGUAAAAAUACUCAAAUAAUGGGAUCAGUUUUGGAAAUUCUUCUGAGUCAGCUAAAGAAGUACUAUGAGCCUACAGAAGAUGUGAACCCCCCUGUUAAACUGGAUCUCUGCAUCACAGCUCAAGGAGAUCAGAUAUAUCUAGCUGAACCGCUGGCUCACUUGAUCUGUUGUAUCCAGCUCUGCCUGAUUAAGGUCAGUGACAUUCGUCGUCAGAUGAGCGGUGACCAUGACGACACGGUAAUGGAGGACUCGAACCACACACAACAGGAACUGGAGGACAAGAUGGAGUCCCUCGUCACCCGAAUGAUUAAGUCUGAGAUGGAGGACUUUGAACUGGACAAAUCUGCCGACUACUCUCUAGCUAACAGUGUUGGGGUCAAAAAUAACAUAUUCUCCAUACUAGUUCUGGGGAUUUAUGAGUCUUUGAUGGAGUACACAUUCAACACUGGGCAAUACAGUGAGUCAAGCUUGCAGCAGAUUUUACAUUUGUUUGAGAAUUAUAAGAAAUUGAGUGAAGUUUUGAAAGAAAAAGCUGCUACUGGUGCUGGGAAGAAAGGGAAAACCCCCACAGGAAAUAAGACCCCCCUCAGCCUCCUGUCUAUCAGGGGGACCACAGAGAUCCUGAGGGCUCUCAUUAGUGAAACUGCACCAAGUUUGACAGAAAAUCUGAAGAUCUUGAGAGAUGACACGGACUUCAGAAGACAUAUUGUCAAUGUGGCUCUACAGAAAAUACAUCAGGUCCAGGAGAAGGGGGUGUGUGAUGGGGCAGAGGGUGGGGAUAAAACCAAGAUUCUCCAGUAUCUUAUCUGUCUGGCCAAGAUAUUCAUCACCCACUACACAGAAAAUCAGCGGCCCGAGGAGGAGGGGAAGAGAGACAGGAGUAAAUACAUCAGUGGCCAGUGUCUAGAGGGGCUGGUGGGGAUAAUGACCGUUAUAUCCCAGCGAUACACCGAACAGUUCUGUCACUGUCUCUGUGAAAUGGUGGACGCUGAUGAGUCAGAAGAUGUCCAGGAAGUUAUUUACAGUCAUAUUAAAAAGUACCAGCGACUGGUCAUGAACAUUUUGAAAUCUGACAGUGAAGAUAAGAACAUGAAGGAGGUCCAGUUAUUGCUGGGAAUUAUACAGAUUCUGUGUAAAAAGCUGUACAGCUCGGGGAACCAGUUUGAGAAAGUCUUGGACUGGGUUCACAAAAUCUGUACGGAGCAGAGUAUUGAUGACAUCCCUACCUGUAAACUCCUAUUCUCCAUGCUGUUGGCCAUCACCCAGCAGGUGAAGAGUUGUCCGCCCUUGUUACGCGACCUUUCACAGGAUGUACACAGUCAGCUGGGGGAUAUAGACCAGGAGACCCAGGUGGAGGACAAGACUCACUUUUCCUUGGUGACACACAGAACCGCGGCCCCGGUCCUGCUGAAUUUAGUUUUACAGCAGGUAGAGAGGGAACUGGACGAUACAGAGUGGGUGGUGGCCAGACUCCGGGCGGAGACUGGACAGGCCAACGAUGAAGCAGAGGUAGACCUGACCCAGAAGGAAGGCCAUGAGAGAAGUAUCUGUACCAGACUAGGUAUACUGGUCACCGCGUUCCAUGAGCUUGUCCAGGCCGCGGUACCUGUGGGGGGAUGUAUGGAGAACAUGGUCAAACAGGCCACCAGGCUGUACGGGACCCUAACCAUCCUGGUCAAAUAUUAUCUGAAUCUCUAUCAGCUAAAGGCUGGCCAUUUGUCAUCCAGGUUUGAGAAGCUCAUCAAAUUGAUUGGAACCCACUUAACACAGUAUUGCUACGCAAUGAUCACAUAUAUACAGCAAACAGAAAGUGAGCAGGUUCAGCAGAAUGUGGACAAAGGGAAAAAGGACAAGAAGAAGCAGGCUGCGGCUCUUAAUGCUGGAAAGGCACGGGUGCUGAAGGAAUCCAGACUCAUUCCAAACCUCAUUUUCUCCAUUGAAACAUUUGAAAAGUUCCUGAUUCAGCUGUCCAAAAAGUCCAAGGUGAACCUGAUGGAGCACAUGAAGAUGAGCACGUCUCGAGAUUUCCGAAUCAAUGUGGCCACGAUUCAGGCCGUGAUGGAGAACGACUCGGACUCACAGGAAUCAUCAGAGGAGGAGGAGGAGGAAGAGGAAAACAAUCAAAAUGAGGAGGAUCAGGAAAAUGAAGAGAACAGUUCUGAACAGCAAGAAAACACCGCUCCAACCAACACACGCCCCCCAGAGCCCCUUGAUCCACCACCUGCAAAGAAAUCCAAACUCGGAAAAAAGUCUAGAGCUGGCAAAGUGUAAAACUUCUUAUCUUUUUUAGCAGACUUUGUUAAUCCUCUGAUUUGUUAAGGCUUAUUUGUUAGGUAGAUAUGUGCCAAAUAUUUUAGACUUAUGUAUCUGUAUAAACAUUUACAAUUAAAUACUUGUAAAUGAA
Messenger RNA from Saccostrea cuccullata (small rock oyster), 4382 nucleotides. Its product is annotated as Fanconi anemia group I protein-like. The record is from RefSeq and is a predicted model, not a curated record. Gene Ontology annotation, molecular function: DNA polymerase binding. NCBI's taxonomy places the organism in Eukaryota, Metazoa, Mollusca, Bivalvia, Ostreida, Ostreidae. Gene Ontology annotation, biological process: DNA repair.